Micropterus dolomieu (smallmouth bass) is the source of this 1065-nucleotide messenger RNA. RefSeq names its product lnc RNA pou2af1 (gene pou2af3). The coding region runs from base 1 to 894 and encodes 297 amino acids. Gene Ontology annotation, molecular function: DNA binding; POU domain binding. The transcript is spliced from 5 exons. NCBI's taxonomy places the organism in Eukaryota, Metazoa, Chordata, Actinopteri, Centrarchiformes, Centrarchidae. The record is from RefSeq and is a predicted model, not a curated record.
AUGUUGGCUAUGUGUUACCAACGUUUUCUACGAAUAAAAAUGACAUGCUGUUCUCUUCGUGCAGAUAAGCCGAGGGUGUACCAGGGCGUCCGAGUAAAGACCACGGUGAAAGAGCUGCUGCAGAGGCACAGAGCCCGAGAGGCCACCAGCAAGAAAGUGAAAACGAUGGGUCUGUCCCAGGCUUGCUUGGAUCUUCAGGAUCUUUGCGCGUCCACACUUCCAAGUCGCUAUGUGGACCCUCCUCCCUCCAUUCCACCAGCUGACGCCAGCAACUGUAGCGCGCGAGCCCUCCAUCUGCGCGCCACCUUGUUCCCGGUCCCUGACAGCUCGUGCAACUUCCAGAUGCAGGAGAGCACCUUCAACGACGUCCCGCAGCAGUUUGAGGACUUGAUGUUGCCGAGCAACGGCUACAGUUGCAAUCACAACAACAACAACAACAACGGCGGCGGCGGCUACGACGCCUCCCCGCCUCCACCUCCCACCUUCCCGCCGCCCUGGUGCUAUGGACGCUCCUCUGAUGCGGACUUCUAUGGCCAUGGGAUGCCUCCCUGCUCGUCACCGGAGUCACUGAAGCUCUGCAACCCCAUUGAUCACAACAGCUACUCGCCUCAGGACUCUUUCUCCUCCUCUUCUUCCUCCUGCUACGACUCACCCACAAGGAUGGAGUCCAGCUACCACGGCUUCGCCUCAGAGCACUACCACUACCAGCACUGCAACCUCCAGGACUGUUACUGCCUGUCCCACUGUUGGCCAGGCCAGCAGGAGAGCUUCUCUGGCCCUGAAUACGCACCUUACUACAACCCCACAGACUAUCCAUAUGCCGGCUCUGUGGAAGAGAACUACUUUAAGAGGGAUGUGCAGAUGAGCUCUGAAAUGUGUUACAAUGUAUUAUGAUGGGACCUUUAGUAGUAUUGUUUUUGACUGUGAAUAUGAUUCUCAGUACUCAGUAAGGCUGUUUAAUUGAUGGUCUGCUUUGCAUUUCAGUGGGCUGAUAUUUUUGUACCAAUACCUAUUUUCAUACAAAUAACUUGUCGCUGUAUAUAAAUAAAAAUGUGUUAAACUUAA